UCCAAGAAUAUCAUAUCACCCAAUCUUAAUAAAUAAUUAUAUGCUUCAACUUCAACGCAUCUCAAGAAGCUCUAGCUUUUCUUGUGAGAUACUGUACCUUCUUCAAUUCUUUCUCUUCUCAUAUUGAAUUUCCAGGUGGGGAAAUUUUAUUCAAAUCAUUUCUAUAGCCCCCCCUUUUUUUUUUCUUUUUCUUGAGAAAAAUGGACUGUGUGCAAGUGAAAGGUAAGAAAAGCCAGAUUAUGAAGUCCUGGAAACGCUGUCUAUCACCAAGAGCAAGAAGGUCCAACGACAAGUGUUCUUGCGAUUCAUUGGCAAAAAGCAAAUCCUGGAACUGCGCCACAACAUCAUCUUCAUUGUCACCUGAAAAAGAAAAGACGCGUACUCAAGUUGCUCCAGAAGGUUGUUUCACAGUGUACGUUGGACCAGAGAAACAAAGGUUCGUUAUCAAGACACAGUACGCUAACCAUCCAUUGUUCAAGAUUCUGCUAGAAGACGCUGAGUCGGAAUACGGAUUUAAUAGCCAAGGUCCAAUUUUGCUUCCCUGUGAUGUGGACUUGUUCUACAAAGUGUUAGCGGAGAUGGAAAGUGGUGGAGAUAAGAAUAUUGAUCCUGCUGGUUUCGGAUGUGGUAAAGGUUAUAGUCCAUUUCUCCUUUUCAGUCCCUCUCGUCGACCAAACUUCAACGUUAACAAAGGUUAUGGAGCUUAUCGGCUUCUCAGUCCCUCCAGAAUGCUCAAGGUCAAUGGAUUUUAACUUCAUUAAAGUUAUAUCUUUGUAUAUGUGUAAACCAGCUAGUCCAUCUCUAAUAUUCCACUUCCUUAAAUAUAUAAUUGACAAAGAUGUCUUACACAUAAACCCUGCGUAAUUUUGUUGAUAAGGAAACAAUUUUUGUAGACCCCUUUCUACCAUUCAUAUAUAUUGACUGUACAACUAGAGAGUAAGGAAAUUUUAGUUUCUUUUUUCUUUCUCCAAUCUGAUAAUAAAUUAC
Molecule: messenger RNA, 987 nt
Organism: Pistacia vera
Lineage: Eukaryota; Viridiplantae; Streptophyta; Magnoliopsida; Sapindales; Anacardiaceae
Product: auxin-responsive protein SAUR71
Exons: 1
Coding region: 201-752 (183 amino acids)
Biological process (GO): response to auxin
Source: RefSeq, a predicted model, not a curated record